UUCAUGAAAGAAUUUAUAAGAAUAGUUAUAACAUAUAAAAUAUAUGCAUAUAUGUAUACUUGAAAAUGCCUUUUUGGAAUAAAUGGAAAAACACAAUUAUAUAUACGCAAAUAUGAGUGUAUGAAACAGCAUAGCAGAAAUUAAGUAUGGCGUUAAUCCUAUCAGCUGAUAUCGUCUGCUGGAAUGACGAAUCGUAGUUCCAUUAAUUGGUUAAACAGUGCUUCUAAAUAUUGUAAAUAUAUUCUAUUAUUUAACGAUUGUUCUCAUAAAAUAAUAAUUGUAUAAUAAAUCAUAAAGUUGUUUUAAUGACGCAAUGAUUAUAUCGAACUUUGUAAUGGUGAAAACACUUGUAAAACACGAACUCAAGCGUAUGCGUCAUUGACAGGUGCGAUAGGAAUAUGGGGAAAUAGAUUAUUUGCAUGAACGAUAUUUUGUAUAGCAGAGUGGUAAAGGAAUUUACCAACUAAGUAGCAGAUUUGUUUGUGAUGAGUGACUCCGAACAACGGCAAUUACACGUGCCUUACCGAGAAUAUCAUAGUCAGAACAAUACCAACACUUCUGCUUUAGUGGAAACUGAUGCAUUGGUUGACCUCUCAACUACAUCUAAUAAUUGUUUACCAGUAAACAACGAUUGUUCAGAAUUAAUACCAGACGUUGAGUUUGUUCCUAAUCUAAGCAACGAACAAACUACAGCCAUUGAUUCCCCUGGAAUUGACCGGGAGAGCCAGCCUCUCCUUGGUCGACUAGAGCUUGACGUUACCUUUAAUCGUUUUCCUGAUGAUCCCCAAUUUUCCGAAUUAGUAUGGCAAGCUGAAUGUGCGAUAGAUAAUGGAAUCUUUCCUGAAAGGAUAUAUCAAGGUUCCAGUGGAAGUUAUUUUGUAAAAAAUCCUCAAGGGAAGAUAAUAGGUGUUUUUAAACCAAAAGAUGAAGAACCUUAUGGAAGGUUAAAUCCAAAGUGGACAAAAUGGAUGCACAAGCUGUGUUGUCCUUGUUGUUUUGGGCGAAGUUGUUUAAUUCCAAAUCAAGGAUAUCUCAGCGAAGCGGGUGCAAGCUUAGUUGACCGAAAAUUAGGUUUGGCUAUAGUUCCAAACACUAGAGUAGUCAAAUUGGUCAGUAAAACAUUUAACUACCCGCGAUUAGACCGUCAAAAAGCUCGUAUGAAGCAAGCCAUUAUGGACCAGUUCCCUACAGUGGGUUCCCAUUUUAAUCGCAUUGGUUUACCACCAAAAGUUGGUUCUUUUCAAGUGUUUGUAGACGGUUAUAAAGAUGCUGAUUACUGGUUAAGACGAUGGGAAAGCGAGCCGUUAUCACCGCGUCUCGCUAGGGAAUUUCAACUACAAUUCGAACGUUUAGUCAUUCUAGACUAUAUAAUAAGGAAUACAGACAGAGGUAACGAUAAUUGGUUAAUUAAGUACGAUAGCGGCGUAGGAAAAAAUCGACAGGAACAAGGCGAAGUAAAAAUUGCCGCUAUAGACAAUGGUUUGGCCUUUCCUUUCAAACAUCCUGACUCCUGGCGGGCCUAUCCUUAUCACUGGGCAUGGUUGAGUCAAGCGAAACAACCAUUUAGCGAAGUAACGCGAGAACUUGUAUUGCCACAGCUCUCAGAUCAGAAUUUUGUACAAGAUCUUUGUGACGACUUGUACCAAUUGUUUAAGCAAGACAAAGGCUUCGAUCGGCAUCACUUCGAUAAACAGAUGAGCGUCAUGCGUGGUCAGAUCUUAAAUUUACAACAGGCUUUAAAGGAUGCUAAAAGUCCUGUACAACUGGUUCAAAUGCCUGCUGUGAUCGUUGAAAAGGCCAAAGGAAAUGGAGCACCAAGAUUAUUUUCAUUUUCUGAUACGUUUACACAGCGCUUCCAGAAUAAAAGUCCCUUUUUCUCUUGGUGUUAAAAAAAUCGUCGAGUGCUUGCGGCAUUAGCCCUGUGCGUUGACUGAAAAGAACUAUUCGGUGCAUCACAAGUAUCAUCUUAUUAUUUGUUUUGUCUCUCUUUUAAUUUUACAUAUUACACAUCGCUACCUCUUUUUGAACAAGUGAGUUCUAAUCUACAGCCUCUAGAUAUAUCGACGGUUACAUUUAAUUUUUCUUAUAUCUAAAAUAUUUCCUUUCGAUUUGAAUAUAAAUAUCAAUCAUAGUAUAAUUAUACUGUAUACAGUAAAUAUAUGUAAUAUUAAACGAAUAUUUUUCGAUAUGCUUCGUGUGGAAAAGUGAGACAAGCGGCGAGUGAACGUAGAUAAUAGCGUUUUAUAAUUACACCUAUAACAAUAUCCCUUUAACGAAACGCGAGUAAUCACGAUAGUCGCAUUGUACGUUUUUUUAAGUCUUCCAACGUUUCGUGUUAAUUCAUGUUAAUGGAUAGAAGACAUCGAUAUACGCAUUUUCACUAGACGCUGUCGAAUCUCAGAAAGAAAAAGAAGUGGACUGUGAUCUAAUAGCGAAAAGACAUACUCUUAUUGUUUAAAAUAAACAUUUUACGUAAUCUACGUGACAUAUUUUUAAUCGAUGAGCAUAAAAAGGAAUAAAUUUUCUAUUAGAAUCUAAGAUACAAAAUUUUUGUUACAACUUUUUUCGUAAAUUUCAAUUAUCGAUGCAGUAUCGAUUUUUAUCAUUGAAGUUGUUUCUGUUUAAAUGCAUUGACUCAAGGCCAAUUUCGAAGCACGCGUGUCAUCAAAUUUUACGUUUUAUUCGAAUCGCAACAUGUAACAAAAGUUGACAUUUACGAUUUUAUUCUUUUAUAUCGUUGUAUUUUAUAUCGCAACACUUUUCAAUUUAGAUCGCGGAUCUAUAUCGUUUAUUUAGCUAGUAAUAGUUACAACUAUAAUAUUAACAACAUGGAAUUAGUGGAAACCUGUGCGAAAAUAAAACAACCUUUAUAUCGCAAACCAUUAGCGUGCCCAUGUAACGUUAAAGUAACGUUAAAUCUAUUUUUAGUCCGA
This is a messenger RNA of Megachile rotundata (alfalfa leafcutting bee), 2933 nucleotides long. It is a transcript of the gene Pi4KIIalpha, whose product is annotated as phosphatidylinositol 4-kinase II alpha. Gene Ontology annotation, molecular function: 1-phosphatidylinositol 4-kinase activity. Gene Ontology annotation, cellular component: endosome; trans-Golgi network; lysosomal membrane. Gene Ontology annotation, biological process: Golgi organization; phosphatidylinositol phosphate biosynthetic process; endosome organization. The record is from RefSeq and is a predicted model, not a curated record. Lineage: Eukaryota; Metazoa; Arthropoda; Insecta; Hymenoptera; Megachilidae.